GCGACACUGUGAGUGAAUUUUCUACAUUUCCCUGCAUGCUGAUGCAUCUUCUACCGAAAAUUUUGAUUAUUUUCCGUGACAUAUAGUGAAGUAGUAUAAUAUCCCACGAUGCCUACUGUGAUAGGUUUUGAAGGCAGUGCUAACAAGCUUGGUAUAGGAAUCGUCAAAGAUGGAGAAGUCUUAUCUAACCCUAGACACACCUAUAUCACUCCACCUGGUGAAGGUUUCCAACCUCGAGAUACUGCCAGGCACCAUCAACAGCAUAUCAUGUCUAUUUUGAGAAGGGCUUUAGAUGAAGCUAAACUAACCCCAAAGGAUAUUGAUUGUGUCUGCUAUACAAAAGGUCCAGGAAUGGGUGCUCCUCUGGUGUCUGUUGCUGUAGUAGCGAGGACGGUGGCCCAACUCUGGAAUGUACCUAUUAUCGGAGUCAAUCAUUGUAUAGGCCACAUUGAGAUGGGGAGACUGGUAACAGGUGCUCAGAAUCCAACAGUGCUAUAUGUCAGUGGUGGUAACACACAAGUAAUAGCCUACUCACAACAUCGCUACAGAAUAUUUGGUGAAACUAUCGACAUAGCUGUUGGAAAUUGUCUUGAUAGAUUUGCAAGAAUAUUAAAGCUUUCUAAUGAUCCAAGCCCUGGGUAUAAUAUUGAACAGAUGGCCAAGAAGGGAAAGCAGUACAUAGAGCUUCCUUAUGUAGUGAAGGGCAUGGAUGUUUCUUUCUCUGGUUUACUCUCAUUCAUUGAGGAUGUGGCUCAUAAGAAAUUAAAAACAAAAGAAUGUACCCCAGAAGAUCUGUGUUUCUCAUUACAGGAAACCAUCUUUGCUAUGCUGGUUGAAAUCACAGAGAGAGCUAUGGCACACUGCGGCUCAUCUGAAGUACUCAUUGUAGGUGGUGUCGGAUGUAAUAUGAGACUACAGGAGAUGAUGGGAUUGAUGGCUGAAGAGAGAGGGGCAACACUGUGUGCUACCGAUGAUAGAUACUGUAUCGACAAUGGAGCCAUGAUAGCCCAGGCUGGUUUAGAGAUGUUUAAUUCUGGUAUAAUCACUCCUUUAGAAGAAACAUGGUGUACCCAGAGGUAUCGAACAGAUGAGGUAGAGGUUGCUUGGAGAGACUGAUAACCCAACUCACAGAGAAUAAGUUCACCGUCAAUGGGAGGACCUGGCUAAAUAUCUUACAUGAAGCAGAGAAAUGGCACCAGUCUUCUCAUUGAACUGAUGUUUGGUUGAUAUCACCAAAAUGGUACCAGUCUUUUGAUUGAUUGGCUGAUGAUGGAGACCUAUUCUGGCCGUGAAGGGAGUUUAUGAUUGGUUGAUCGAUGAAGACCACAUGGCUGACCCACUGCCAUAAGCCAUUGUGAGUCAAUCAUCCAUCGCUUAUUUUGACUGUAAAAUAUUAUGGCUAAGUUCCAUCUAGCUUGCGGGAAUACAGUUGACAACAUGGGUGAUUCCGGAAGUGAAAAAAAUGUCCAUCUGCAGCACAUGUGCAGUGAGUGGAAACCACAUGCAUGUCAUAGCUUGAUGGUGCAGAUAUCAACAUGAAAACUUGUACCUUGCUCAAAUCAUUUUGUUACAAGGAUAUUUUUUCAGAGUCUUCAGUGUAAUGCUGGGUUUACAAACUUUAGUAGAGAAUAGUGCUCAUCCCCAGAAGGUAUCCUCAGGGUAUAUGUUUAUCUAUUCUAUAUUCACAGGGUAGCUAUCAGCAGGGACCUCAAGCACCUGUUAAAAUAAGGUAAAAGAUGGUAGUUGAAGCAAAUAAUUAUUUCAUGAGAAAGUCUUUUAAAUCAAUGAAGGUUUAUUAUUAAAUU
Molecule: messenger RNA, 1805 nt
Organism: Lytechinus variegatus (green sea urchin)
Lineage: Eukaryota; Metazoa; Echinodermata; Echinoidea; Temnopleuroida; Toxopneustidae
Gene: osgep
Product: probable tRNA N6-adenosine threonylcarbamoyltransferase
Exons: 14
Coding region: 109-1116 (335 amino acids)
Biological process (GO): tRNA threonylcarbamoyladenosine modification
Cellular component (GO): cytoplasm; EKC/KEOPS complex
Source: RefSeq, a predicted model, not a curated record